AUGAAGAAUCAUGAAUCCAAUUUAAAUAUAAAAAGAGAUAAAGCCAACAAAUGCAAAAAAAGAAAGCCAGCAAAAGCAAAGAGAGGAAAGCCAGCAAAAGCAAAGAGAGGAACUAAUAAAUGCAAAGAAGAUAAAGACAACAAAUUUGAAAAG
Molecule: messenger RNA, 153 nt
Organism: Cetraspora pellucida
Lineage: Eukaryota; Fungi; Glomeromycota; Glomeromycetes; Diversisporales; Gigasporaceae
Source: the annotation of a GenBank genome assembly